Molecule: messenger RNA, 2157 nt
Organism: [Torrubiella] hemipterigena
Lineage: Eukaryota; Fungi; Ascomycota; Sordariomycetes; Hypocreales; Clavicipitaceae
Source: the annotation of a GenBank genome assembly
CCAGAGUCCAAUCUCACUUUUAUCUAGGGUAGGCUCUCGGAUCAGAAUUCUUAGAGGCCAUACUCUCCAUAGCCCAUUAGCACCACGUGCCGGGAUUAGAUACGAUGGGCUGUAAGUCUAUAAAAUUAUAAUCUAUCUCCUGACUAACAUUGUAUAGCUACAUACUGAGACAAUAUGGUCACAAACUGAAUCAGAAAACGGGACUGCACUGCAUCACAUUGGUGCUAGAACGCGUCCGUCAACAGCGUGCAGUACAAAGCCUAGAGUCUAUUCCAAGCCCUUCCCAAUUAGAUAAUUGGGUCAUAUUUGAAAAGUAUGAAGGUGACCUAAUAAAAAAGAAGCUAGGAAUUGAAGCAUUUUACACAUGGAAAACCCGGAAAACGCAAGAGCGGGUUGAGCAUCGCAAGUGGUGGCACGCAGCUGAAGUUGUCAAAGAGCUCAGCCUUGGUAAACACCAUCGCGUAAAAGACAUGAAUUAGCUUCAUUACGAAAAUUGUUUUGCGGAUUUCGACCUUCUUGACGCAAGCUAGUUUGGCAUGAUAGGCUUAUAAGUCGAUUCCGUUUUGGCGGGGCCAAGUGCAUUCCGACCCCGCGGCGAAACUGAAACUUGGCUCUACCAUUCGAAGCUCGUGUAGAAGCGCCUAUCAAUAACGAAAAGUCUCGACAAAAUGGGGAAGAACGAUAAGAAAGGUGGUGAUAAAGGAGGAGCUAAAGGCAAAGGCGGCGACAAAGAGGCGAGCGGCAAAGCCAAGGGUGGCCAGGUUGUCAACGUUCGACAUAUUUUGUGUGCUAAGCACAGCAAGAAAGAGGAAGCGCUAGAGAAGUUGCGAGAUGGUGUCAAGUUUGAUGAAGUUGCGCGCGAAUAUUCUGAAGACAAGGCGCGACAAGGUGGUGCGCUCGGGUGGAAGACUAAGGGCAGUCUCGAUCCCGAAUUCGAAGAGGUGGCUUUCGCUCUAGACGCCAGUACGACUUCGAAUCCCAAAUAUGGCGAGGCCAAGACAAGUCACGGCUACCAUAUUAUUAUGGUAAUAUCAAUAUUUAAACGUGCUGUGCACCAGAUCUUGGCUAAUGUUAUCUUAUAGGUUGAGGGCCACAAGUAGAAGGGAUAUGAAGCGACGAUCGCACGCACAUAGGUACAGAAAGUUAUGCCUUCAUCCAUCACAUGCCAAUUGUAUACGCAAAAACAGUUUUUAAAAAGAGACUUUCUUUUAUUUUUCUUUCGUCAUGAACGUAAAGACCGGACCAAUCCAAAUGCCAAAAGAAGUGCCUAGAGUACAAAAACAAUAGUUUCCAUGGAGGUCUCAAACCGAGACUCGCUCCUCUAAACCCUUCAUAUCAACGCCGUUGUUUAAGCCUUAGUUUAUUCCGCAGUCUGGAAGUAGUUCAUGAUGACAGAGCGCUCCUGGGACUCCUCUCCCCAGUCCUUGACGACAACGCAAGAGCAGUUGACGACCUUGCGGGCGUUACCCUCGCGGUCAAGAACGCCUGUUAAAAAUUCAUUAGUACCAUUGUUCAGCACACCAAUAUGACCCGGUUAUACAUACAGAGACCAGCCCACUCGCCGAGCUGCUUGCCAUCCUGGACCUUGAUCAAGGGGAUCUUGUGCUCGUCGCAGAGAGCAGCAACGAGCUUCUUGUAGGCAUCCUCCUCGCAGUUCUCGUUGAGAACGCACAUGUGGGCCUGGCGACGGUCAAGAGCCUUGGAAGCCUCACGGAGACCACGGGCAAGACCGUCGUGCAUGAGAGCCAGCUUCAGGACACCCUUGAGAGCAUCCUGAACGGACAUCUGACCCUUGGGGGCAUCGCCGGAAACCUCGACCUCCUCGACGACCUCGGGAAUGUUGUUGUCUUCUACGUCCGACUGUAGGAUAUUGUUAGCGAUUUGUCCCUAGGCGCAAUGUCGUUGCCUUUUCCCUUCGUCUCGAAUUCACGACCCAGCCACUGCGAUUUGGCAAUUCCCUCCGGCGCCAGCGGCGAGUCGAUAUUUCGAAAAAACAAAUGGUCCUGCUGGUAGCAGUUGGCAAGAGAUCACACUCACCAUCUUGAAUAAUUACUCUUGUCGGCCGAUCCUCGAAGAUUUAAUUGAUGUGUGGGGAGAAAAGGAAAGAAAAGAAAGAGAAUCACAAAUUUUGGGUUGGUUAGAGUAGUACACUGGCGA